Molecule: messenger RNA, 9911 nt
Organism: Cryptomeria japonica (Japanese cedar)
Lineage: Eukaryota; Viridiplantae; Streptophyta; Pinopsida; Cupressales; Cupressaceae
Product: trans-Golgi network-localized SYP41-interacting protein 1
Exons: 10
Coding region: 298-9594 (3098 amino acids)
Source: RefSeq, a predicted model, not a curated record
CCAACUUCCCUAACGUAUAUUUCCAACCCGAGAUCGAACUCCAGCGACCCCACCCAUUCUCCCCUUUAAAAUUAAAAUCCCACCUAGAAAAGAAUAAAAAUACUAAGUUAAUCAAAGUACACUGUAAAGGAAAUCGAACAAGGCGGAAGGGGUAGAUAAACGCAGACCGAUCUGAAGGCCGUUGCAGGUUAAUUAAACGGCUCUGUUGUAUCAGAAGACCUGUUAAACGUAACCGUUCAAUGAUCUGGCGCCUUGUUUCAUCUAUGAGGUGGGCGGCUGAAGCAGCAUACCGAAGCUAUGGAUAAGAACAAAACCAAAGAUAAUCUGCUAGCUGCUGGUAGAAGAAGGCUUCAGGAAUUCAGGGACAAGAAACAAUCUAAAGGAGGCCGUUCCAAAACGUCCGAUAGAUCUAUAGCUCACAUGGAGCAUUCAACACAUGUGCAAAAUGAUGCAGAUCCUGGACAGAAGCCUGAUUUGGAUCUGGUGGCUAGUGUUCCUUCAAUACAAGAUCAAUGUAGCGAGAAUUCCAAUACACUGGAACCAGCUUCGGGCGGGGUAGAAGAGUCAAGGGAUGAGGAUAGCAUGGGGUCGGAUAGAGAUGGGCUUUCCAUGGGUGAGGUUUUUUCAAUCGUUGAAUCAACUGAUGUGGUUUGUUCAGCUGAAGGAGUUCAGAAAGAAAAGCUCCAAAUUGACGACGGACAGGGAAAUUCAAGCAUGGAGGCAGUUGGGCAUCAUAGCCACAUGUCUGAUGGGGCCCCCAUUUUAAAUGCAGAAAGUGCACCUGCUGGUUAUACUGAACUUGAACAAAACCCUUAUAAACCUGUGGAAAUAAAAUUUAAUGAUGAAAUGGGGAAUUCCACUUCUGAUGUUCUUCAGGGUACAUAUUGUAAAUCCUCAGUGGAAGGCACUUUUGGAGAAGACCAAGAUGCCAGCGUCGUUAAGGAGAAAAGCAGUCAUGUCAAUGAAACCUUACAUCCAGGAAGGCUAGCCAUUCAUGAUGUUGUCUCCCCAGAGGUGUAUCAGCAAGGAAGUAGAGAUGAAGGUUUGCUGCAAGCAACCCAGGUUGACACUGGUGAUUCUCUAGUGAUGUCAUCAGCUUGUGAUAAGAAACCACCUGAAGUGAAGCUUUUGCAUCUGUCAGAAGGUGAGAAACACAAGGUUUUAGAAUAUGAAAGAGCAUUUGAUGUUUCUUCUCCAUGUCAUCCAUCAACUGGUGAAGAAAAGAAUAUUAAAAUAGAAAGUUUUGGGCCAGAAAUCAAGUCAGGUCUUCCUGAUAAUGACGGCCUUUUGUCUGAAAUUGCUGCUUGUAAGGAGGCUCUUAUGCAAGCACGUGAAGACACUAUUCAGCUUACAGAGAAAAAUAGAUCCAGCCAGCUUGAAAAGGAGCAACUUAUGCAAGAUAGAUUGCAUUUGGAGGAGGUACUUUCAGGCAUAAGGGAUGAGAACUUCACUCUUAAAACAAGUUUUGAAGCCACUACACAAAUAUUGCAUGCGGCCCAGGAGCAAGAAUAUUUUCUGAGAUCAGAGCAAAGUGCCAAUAAAGGAUUGGCUGAGGAAAAUGCAAAACUGAUUACAGAAAUGAAGCAAUUAAAGCAGGCACUUGGUGACAUGGAGAGGGAGAAGUCAGAAAUUGCUUCUGCCUUGGGAGAAUUCAGGACUCAAUUUCAAUCCGAAACUGAAGGAAAGGCAUUUAUUUCAAAUGAGCUGGAAAUUGCCGAGCAGAAGCUUCACGAAGAUAGAGGAGAAUUUCAUGGUCAUAUAGAGGCAGCAGAUAUUGAGAUGGAAAAUGUUAUAAAGGAAAGAUUACUAACACUGGAUGAACUUCAGGCUUCCCAGAGUGCUUUGACGGUGUCAGAGAGUCAAACUGAACUUAAAUUAGUGACUUUGCAGCAAAAGUUACAGUCACUGGAAUCAGAAAAAUUUCUUGCUUUGUCUCAAUUAAGAAAAGUACACCAAAUGGUAAUUCAGGCAGAAUCAGCAAGUUUUAAAGAGACAGAACAGACUGAAGAUACUCAUUAUUAUGAACUGUCCCUUAUUAAUGAGAUAGAGAAAUUUGUAGAGGAGGCCAAGGUGAGAAAAGAAGAAUAUCUUGAUGAAUUGGAAAGUCUGAGAUACCAGUUGCAGUUGGCUGGUGAUGAAAAAGAUGAGCUUUUGCUGAAACUAAAUGAACAGGCCAAUGUUCGGAUGGAGUUUGAAAUUAAUUGCCAGGAAGUGGCUCAGAACAUAGAUGAGAUGAGAGCACUGAUUGAUAUGGAGCAUAAAGGGAAAAAAUGUCUGGUAAACCCUGAAGAACGGUAUGAGUUGCAUGCAAGCAAUGAGCUACUGGAAAAACAAAUAUUAAAAGAUGAGGUUGUUUUCACUAGAGAGCAGACAGAGCAACUUAGGGCACAGACAUGUCAGCUUAAAAAUCAGUUGCAUCAAAUAAUUGAAGAUAAAUUUAGACUGAUGGCUGAACUGGAUGAGUUCAGUGGAUAUGUGGCAAAAAUAAAUAAUGAGAAAGAAGAAUUAGUUCGGGAUCUUUGUUUGACAAAAGAUGAACUCAAGCAAGUCAGCUCUAAAGCUGGUCUGCAAGAAAAUCUUGAAGAUGAAAAAAAUCAUCUUGGUGAAGAAAAUAGAAAACUGCUACUUGAAUUGCAUGCAUGUGAGAAACAAGUAGAGGAGUUGAAGCAAGAUAAAAUCCGACUCACAUCCAACAUGAAACGAAAAGAGAAGCACUUAUUCAUUUUCUAUGAAGAAUUGGCUCGGGCUUACAAAGAGCUUGUAGCUAUACAAAAACCUAAAGGAGAGACAAAUUUGGAAGAGGUAGGUAAUGAUCCUGUUAAUAUUCUAUUCACUAAUGUUUCUCAGGAGUUGACAAGGGACAAUGAGCAGCUAAUUGAUCUGGAUAGAAUUCAUGAAUGGGAAGCACAAUUUGAAAGUUUGCUGCAAAUGGCAAAACAAUUAAGUCAACAUACUAGAGAAGUGGCAAGUGAAUGGGAACAAAUGAAGAAUGCUUAUGGAUCAUUAGAGCAGCAACUGCAGUCGCUGGAAGGUAUCAGAGUGCAAUCUGCAGGUGAGAUAAACAGGCUACAAGAACAAUUGCAAGAUGAACGUGCUAAUUUGAUGCAAGAUUUACAUAAUGCAAAUAAUGAGAUGGAGCGAAUGCAACAGGAUAAUUCAGUUUUACAACAUCAAUAUGAAUUGGCUUUACAAAAGGUUUUGGAUUUGGAAACACACAGGGAAAAGUCAGAUGCUGAGAUUGACAUACUGAAAAGUCAGCUCCGUGCUUCUGCAGAAGCUAAGGAAACUCUACAUUAUCAAUUACUGGAAGUAGAGAAAGAGAAGGAAAAGCUUGCAACAGAUCUUGACUCAUGCAGGAUUCAGUUAAAAGAAUUAGAUGUAUUAAAUAAAGUGGAGAAAACUACACUGGACAAUAAAAUUGGGGGCUUGGAGCAAUGGGUCACGAAGCAAAAUUCAGAGGAUGAUGAUAAGGUAUUAGUUCUGAAGGCAUGCCUGUUUGAGGCUGUAUCGACUUCAGAAAAGCUUCAGAAAUUAGUCCAGGAAAUGAUUCAUGAUCAAACUAACUUAAACAAGGGGAGCCGCAGGGCUCCUGCUGGUAUUUCAAAACUGAUUCGUGCUUUCGAGGCCAAGUCACAAUAUGAUGAUGUGAUACUGGAAGCAGAGCCUAUGACGGAAACUGAUGAUACUUCUCAGCAAUCCUCUGAAAAGGCAGAUCAUGUGCCUAAGCAGGAUGCAAGUUUUGUAAUACAACACCUUAGGGAAGUAGAGGAUAAUUUAGUACAUUUAAGAACCACUCUGAAUCAGGUUGACAAGGACACAGAUAGCAUUCAGCAACAGAUCAUGGAAGAACAGCAACAUAAAGGAUAUUUGGAAGCUUGUUUGCGGCAGCUAGAGGUUGAUGUCAAUGUGAUGAAGGAAAAAAGGCUUGAGCAGGAUGAGGUUCUGGCAACUUUGACAGAGAAGAAUGCACAGCUCAUGGAACACGCAUUGUUAGAUGCUUCUCAAAUUGAGAAUUUGAAUAUUCAACUAAAUGAUCUGCAAAAACAUGCCAAUGAGGAGUCAGUGGCAUUCCAGAACCAGUUGGAAACUAUGCAAAAAGGUUUUGUUGAGCAGACUUCUCUGUUAGAGGCAGAAAGAAGUUCCUAUGUGUUUGCAAUGCUUUUUGCUGCACAAAAUCUAGAACAAUCCAUCCAAGUUGCCUCAAUGAACUCCACUUGUGAUGAAUCAGAUCCCCCAAGUGUUGAUUUCCGCCUUACUACCAUUGUAAAUGCCACCAUAGAAAAAAUCAACGAAUUGAGAAAUCUGGAGGCAGAACUUGAUUCCAGUCGUCAGGAGAGUUUGCAGAUGCAAAGAUCAUUUGAAAACCUCACCCAGAAAUUUGAAACUAUUCAACUAGAAAGAGAGUCACUUGUUAGAGAACUCCUUAAUAUUCACAAGAGACUUGGGAAGCUGAUUGAACCACAAGAAAAGUUGACUAUGGAAAAUAAACAGAUGACUGGUCAUCUGCAACAAAUCGAUACCAUAGAAGCUGAAGAGGAUGCACAUUCUGCCCUCGCAUUUGAUCUCAUGGCCGAUAAGUUGGAUAAAUUAGUUGGACAGUUGCAUGAAAAGCUGGAAGAAAGAUUACAGUUUGAAAGAACAGCUAGUGAGCUUGAGUCUGCUUUAUCAGUUAAGAACCAACAUAUUGAAGAACUCGAGGCCAGGUGUUUAGAGUUGUCUAAAAAGUGUAUUGAAAAUGAGAACUGUGUUAAGUGUGCAGCAAUUGAAGAGAGAUGUGUGCAUAUGGUCUCUCAGAUAUCUCACCUCUCUGCAGAAAAAGAUGCAUUAUCUUGUGAGUUGGUUGCUGUUAAAAGAGCAUUGACAGAAGAGGAAGAAGCAUUGAAAACUAUUUCAGAGGUGCACAACCAAUUGAAUGGGCAUUUGAAUUCAAUAUCAGAAAAGUUUAUUUCUGUUGUUGAUGAGCUCAUUCAAGAUGAAGUCAUAGUAACUGAUCCAAACAUGCAACAAAUUUAUCAUCUGGAAUCUCAUCUGUUUUUGCUUAUUGAAAAGUAUAAGACUUCUGUUGAACAACAAAAUCUAUUCAAGAGAUGCCUAGCAGAGUUGGUCCCACAAUCUGAUAGUGCUUUGAGGGAUAUAAUAAAAAUGCCUUUGGAUGUUGCAAUUAAAGAAGCUUUCAGUUGCAAGGAGAUGGAACUGACUCGGCUACAGGAGAGAAUUAAUGAAAUUGAGUCAGCAAAAUCUCAACAUGAAGAAGAGAUAAAAACUCUGAAAGAGUUACUCCAUAAAACAGAAGAGGAUCUUAAGUCAGUGAGCUUGGAUAGGAAUAAGCGACUACUGGAGCUUGAGCAGACAGAGCAAAAAUUAUCAUCUGUGAGAGAGAAGCUUAGCAUGGCUGUAUCUAAAGGUAAGGGCUUGGUUCAGCAACGUGAUGCACUUAAACAAUCUUUGGCUGGGAAGUCAGAUGAAUUGGAAAGGUGUUGGCAAGAAUUGCAGUUUAAAAAUGCUGCAUUGCAGGAGGCUGAGACAAAGCUUAAAUCAUAUGGAGAGGCCGGUGAACGUGUUGAGGCGUUAGAAUCAGAAUUAGCAUAUAUCCGAAAUUCAGCAACUGCUCUUCGGGAAUCAUUUUUACAGAAGGAUUCUGUUCUUCAAAAAAUAGAAGAAAUUCUGGAGGAACUGAAUUUGCCAGAGGAAUUUCACUACAAGGAAAUCACCGAAAAAAUAGAGUGGCUGGUAAGAUCAUGUUCUAUUGAAAGUGCUCCUCUACUUAAAAAUUUGGAUCAGGAAAUGUCUGAAAGGGAUGAUAGAGGUGACAUGAGUUUUCAGUCACCAAAUUCACAAUUAGACACUUUCAACUCAAGUCGAAAUGAAGUGAUUGAAGACUUGAGGAGGAGACAUGAAGAACUCCAGCACAAGUACUUAAAUCUGGCUGAGCAGUCUGAUAUGUUGGAGCAAUCUCUAUUGGAAAGGAAUCAACUUAUUCAGAGGUGGGAGGAGGUGUUGGACAAUGCCCAGAUGCCCCUUCCAGUAAGAUCAAUGGAACCAGAGGAUCGAAUUGAGUGGCUUGGCAGAGCUUUGAAUCAGGUUCAACAGGAUGUAGCUAAUGCCCAACUUCAGAUUGGAAAUGUUCAAAGUGCUGCUGAUUCGCUUUCCAUUGAGCUUGAUGAAUCACAGAGGAAUGCAUUUAAUCUUGAGACGCACCUUUCAACAGUAAAACAGGAGAAAGAACUUCUUUUGAAAACCUUUGAGGAGCUUACAUGCAAACAUGAAUGUCUGAUGGAGCAAGUGGCUAAGGAUACAUCUGAAAAAGAAACGUUAUACAAUGAUCUUGCUGAGUUACAGGCUAUGGUUGCUGAGCAAGAAUCUAAUUUGAAAGCUGCCAAAGCUGACACAGAAGCUAUGCUGAACAGAUUAAUAGAUAUGAUUGAAGAAGCAUUGCAGCAUGAAGAUAUUAUUAAUCUUCCUCGCAGUUCCAGCAGUGGACACUUGGAAGGAUGUCUGAUGAAUCUCAUACACAAGUUCAAGACUUUCUCUGAAUUAGCAGAGACGCAUAAGGAAACUAAUCAGGAGGAGCCUUCACACACAGAUGUUCUGGCAUCCAAUGCAGCAGAGGUCUUGAGUCUUCAGGAGGCAUUAGAUGAAAAAGAACAAGAAGUAUUGCAAAUGGGUAGGAAGCUAGAAGAAGCUACAUCAACAGUGGCAUCAUAUAAGAGCGAGCGAGAUAAUCUCCUAGAAAAAUGCAGAGUAUUUUCAGGAGAAACAGAGGCUUUGAAGAACCAAAGAGAUGCACUGCAAAUACAGCUUGAGCAGUCAGAACAGAAACUGACAUCUACCAAGGAUAAACUGAGUAUUGCAGUGAAAAAGGGCAAGGGUGUAGUUCAACAACGUGACAGCUUGAAGCAGACCAUGGAUGAAAAAUUAGCAGAACUUGAACACUUAAAAAGCGAGCUUCAGGUGCGUGAAUUCCAAAUUAGAGAUCUCUCAAGUAAACUUGACAAUUUCAAGAUACUGGAAUCCGAAGCAAUUUCUUUGAGGAACUAUAGCACGGAAUUAGAAGAAUCUUUGCAUGAAAGCAAAGUAAUGCUGCAAAGAAUAAUGACUGUGUUAGAUGCCAGUCAUGAAACUGAAUUUAGUGACCCAGUGAAGGAGAUCGAAUCGCUCAUUAAGAAAUCUCAAGAAUUAGAACUUAAGACAGAGUCUUCUGAACAAGAAGUUCAGAGGUUGAGAAAAGCAGCAGAAUUACUGGCUGCAGAGUUGGAUGAAGUCAACGAAAGAAUGGAGAGUCUAGAGGAUGAAUUAACAAAAGCACAAAGUGAAGUCUCCAUGUUGAAGAUAGAAAAGAAUGCUGCUGAAUCUGCAAAGAAUGAUGCCGUACUCCAUCUUGAGCAUGCUCUAGCUGUUCAUGCAGAAGACAUGAAUGAGGAAUUAGGCAGAGCUAAUAAUCAGAAUUCGGCCCUAUUAAAUUUAGGUACCGAACUUGAACAUUUGAGGAAAGAACAUGAUUAUUUACUGCAGCUUAUGGCUAAUGAUUUUUUCAAGAAGCUGGAACUUUUGAAAAAUUUGGAGGAUACCUUGCAAAAGAUCUUGAGUCAGCUUGCAAGUUCAAAAGGUUCAAAGAUGACUAGCCGGUUAAUAAAACUGCAUGAGGAGGGGAAGUUUUUGUCAAGUGGGUCUACUUUAGGUUUGUAUCCUGAUGAGCAUGCACGCCAGGUGAGAGAACAUCUUGGCACAAGUGAGAAACAGACGACUAAUGAUCAGUUAAGUUUUCUGGGGCAUGAACUGGAAGGGUGUAUUGAUUGUGUUGAGAUUUUCAAAAAGAGAUUUGAAGGGCAGUCAGCCACUUUUAAUGAGAAAGCUACAGGCAUGUUACAAAUGAUGCAGUUUGCAGUGCAGGAAGUUGUAACUCUUGCAGAAUCAGUUAAAACCUUGAAUAUGAAUGUUAACAGUCUUGAGGAUCUUACUAAAGAAAAGGAUCAUGAGAUCGUUACAUUGAACAAGAAUAUUGGCAUCCUUAUUGAUGCUUUGAAUAAUGUGAUGGCAGAAUUCCAAAAUGUGAUAGUUGAGAUCAAGGAUGUAGAAGAUAGUACAAAUUCUGAAGGGUGGUCAAGUGCACCCUUUAGCAACAACAGAUCGGAAUCGGGAUUUUCUAAGACUACACAAGCCAUAAAUCAAGUUGGUUUUACAGAUACAGAUAGUGUGGAGAUAGCUGAAAAAUUGAUGUUGGCUGCCAAGAACUGUGUGAAUAUUCAAACUGAGAAAUUCAAAUGCCAGUUGAAUGAAUUAAGCGCUUAUAUACAGCAGUUGCAGCAAGAAGCAGAAGAAAGGGAAGCUGAGAAGUCAAGGGCUUGUGGGGAGCUACAAAUUCAAUUAAAGAAUAUAGAAUCUGUUGCAAAUAGUCUUGCAUGUGAAAGGGAUAUGAACAAAGAAAGAAUUCGUCAGUUGGAGAAAAAUGUUGAAACUUUACAGAAUAAUUGCCAUGCUUUGGAGCUUAGUGUAGAGGAAUAUAGGGUACAGGAGACUUGUAUUGAGAAAAUGCAAGAGGAAAUUAGAUCCCUGCAUAAUGAUGCACUGACAAAGAGCCAAGAAGUAGAAGUCCUUAUGCAAGCACUUGAUGAAGCAGAUGUGCAAAUGGAGAGUUUAUCAAGUAAAGUAAAGGAACUGGAGAACGCCAUCCAGAAAAAACAAGCUUCGUUGGAGAGUCUGGAGUCUUCCCGUGGCAAGGCUGUUGCCAAGCUUUCUGCUACAGUCAACAGACUAGAAGACUUGCGUAAGAUUUCAGAAGGGCUGCUUGCAGAGGUUGAAAGUUUGCAGUUACAGUUAGAAAGCCGCGAUGCUGAGAUUUCACGAUUAAGGCAAGAAGUUACAAGAUGCACAGAUGAUGUAUUAUCUUCACAGGAAAAUAUGAAAAGAAAAGAGGCCAAGUUACAAGAGCUUGAACCAUGGUUGGAAAGGUUGGGGGCAAAAUGUAGAUUGUAUGAUGGGCUCAUUGAAGAGAGACAAGCAAGCAGAACACAUGCACUAAUGGUUGCAUUAGAAAAUUGGAUUGCUGCUAUUAUGACUGACUUAGAUCGUUUGUCCAGAGAGUCAAAAAACAAAGAUGCUUUGCUACAGGAUGCACACAAUAGAAUGAAUGAGUUAUCAAGUAAAGUAGAUCUACUUGAGACUGACAUUCAUAAUAAGCAAAUUGAAGUUGAAAGGAUAGAAAGAGAAAGAAAUUCUGGGUUGGGAGCUAUUGCUGGUCCAGAAGUGUCAGAAAUCGAAGAAAUGGCACAGAUAAGCAAGCGCUCUAUUCCUUUGGCCACGAUUGUGCCUCAUGUUCGGAAUUUACGGAAGUCUUCUAAUGAUCAACUUGCACUUAAUAUAGAUGUUGAAUCUGGCCAGUCAAUUUCAGAAUUUGAAGAUGAUGAAAAGGGCCAUGUUUUCAAGUCACUUGUAUCAUCGAGGCUUAUUCCAAAGGUUACAAGACCCAUAGCAGAUCGGAUAGAUGGGAUUUGGGUGUCAGGUGGGCGAGUACUUAUGAGGCAGCCUUCAGCAAGAUUAGGCCUCAUAGUUUACUGGAUUGUCUUACAUCUUUGGAUGAUGGCAGCAGUGCUGUAACAACAAACUUUGUUUUGGAUUUUGACAGGUAUUUGAUUCAAUCACUAUAAGGCAUCACAAAUCUCUUUUCAUUUUUGGCUUGGCAUCUUAUUGUCAAUUAGGUGUGGGCAUUCUUUUGUACACUGGUGAUUCUUUAAAGCUCGUAUAACAGUAAAGCAUGAAAUUAUUUGGCCUCCAAGGCAGCUAUAUAUGUUAUUUUUGGUCCAUUAAUCCCAGUCGGCCUUGGUUGUAUCUAAUAAGGAAUUAUGUUGCAAAGACCAUCUGAAAUUCUUUGUAAUGGCUUGUAAAACUUCAAUCAAUGAUUCCAAUUAUUCUAA